AACAGAAUAGCCAAGAGAGCCAGGAGAGCUGUGGGAGAGCUAGUGUAAAAAGGUCGGGAAAUAGGGACCUGGACCCUGUAGGAACAACAACGGGACGUGGAGAGAAGAGUUGGGGAACAGUUCAACGUCUCAUCAGGUGCCGCCGUCAAAAUCCCCAUCACACUAAAUCACCGCCUUGGUCCUCCGCUGUUCAGGCUCAAUUGGCGGUGGUUGCUGCGCUCGCGACGUGACCGAGUCGGCUGAGUGGUAGCGCGGUAGCGAGAUGGGCAGCCUCGCAGUUGGGCGGGAGUCUCAAGGCGCUAGUUCCGCGGCCGCCUUCGUGGUGCCGGAGAGCCAGCAAAAUGUGCCACACGUGCCUGCGAAUGGCAUUGGUGCCCUUGACGCCCUGCUGGACCUCGAUGACAUGUCGGCCGACCGCAGCUUCUCCAUGCCCCUGUCUCCUGGUCCGGGAGGGUGUCCGGCAUGGUGUUCUAGCUGUCCACCAACCCCGUUCGCUGGGGCAGCGACACCGACUCUGCCAGAUCACCAUGCUCGCCAGCGCCUAGAUCAGCUAGACGAUGAACCCCUUGUUGAACCAUGGACGUACGUUCCCCAGACACCUCUGUCGAUAGACAACAGGAGCCCGCGAGAUUUUGCUUUCCACCUUCCCUUCAGGUUUUUCCCAACAAACACAACGCACGACCAAAGCACCAACAUUGGCACUUUCCUCGACGACUGUUCAUAUUUCCAUAGCGGCAACAGCGAGCGCCAUCAUCAGCCCGACUUGGGCUUAGACAAGUUCAGUCCAUUUCACGUCGACGUCAAUCUUCCAAGGAGUCCUGUCUACCGCUCAUUUUACCUUUCUCCCCCAGCUUCGACAAAAAGUCUCGCCUCCGAACCUUGCGCAUUUCACCAUUAUUUCGAUAAUUCCAGCAGCAGCUUCUCGAGCAUCCAACACGGUCCCAUAAUGCCUGACCCUACAGAUGUGGCUUCGGCUGAUGGGGCCGCGCCCUCUGGCCGGUCUAACUAUGCUGCCAAAACCAUCGCUCAACAGCGGUCACGCCGGCCGCAUUCGGCUCACAGCGAGCAGAUGGCCCGACUUCCCAGUCCCUUCUUCUCUCUGUGGACAAAACUACAUCAUCAUCAGCACAUGGACCAUAACGGCAAGCCGCAGCAGCCGCUCGAGUAUGCAGGACAUGGUUUCGCAGACACCAAGCCGACGACACACAAGCGAUUUACCCAUUCCAGAUCUAGCAGCAUUGGGACACGACAAAGUCAGGCCAAUGCGGUUCCACAGAUGACCCGGGAAGAGUUUGAGGCUCUGCCAUUGGCAAUACAGCGCAAGCAAGUGCUAGAUCCUGCAUAUGUCACACAAGUCAUGUCCAAUUGGAAGUCCCCCUCGCCUUUGCUUCUGUCCGGCGAUGACACCCACCGGUGCGCACCACCGUCAGAGCAUCACAGCCGCUCCUUAAUUGGGGAACAUGGCGGGACGGCGCCCCUGAAAAGCUCUUCGCUGAGCGCUUCUCGCGCCCCAGUAAGCACUCAGACACCUGAGGUUCUGCUUCUUGAGGCUUCUCAUGUCACAUUGGUUGACGAGCGAGUGCCUGUCAACAAGGGCAAAUCUCGGUUGGCUUUGAUUUGGCCAACAAGACUGCUUUCGAUGGACGACGUGAACACGGACGUCUUGCACCUGGACAGGGAUCCUAUUUCAACUCACUUCCGCGCACUUGCAGCUUCAUUUGACUCUCCUGCAUGCGGGUCCAACGCCUGCCAGUCAAAGCUGCUCAGGGACCCCUUGCCCUUAUCCAUGCCACCUCACUGGCUUCGUUGUGUCCCUCCCGCUCAAGCUCCCAAACUGCCCUACUUCUCAACCCUCGAAAGGUUGCGCUUUGCUCGGGAGUCUUACCUCAUCGACGGCAUCACACGACACUACGACGAGAUAUCCAACUACAAACGCCAAAAGGGUCACAAACAGCAAAGUCGCUCGGAGCAAAUCGUCAGUCGUGACGGGCGGGGACCAUUAGGAGGGGAAUCGAGCCUGCCAUCUCCUGUUCUCGAAAUACCACAGGCAUCUGUUGACAACAUGCACCAACAAGAGUUAACCCGCGAAGAGCAGCUUGCUCUUGCAAGGCGUCUCCGUGCUAGCGUCAUUCUGGACGCAGCAGACGAGGCUAUAUACAAGAUGAACAGAAGGAACAAUGGCCACCCAAGCGUGAAUAGGGAGGGCCUCAUGCCGUCGCAUAUGUCUCAGCAAAACACUUUGGAGGCUAGAGAAGGCGUCAAGAACCGUUCUGAGCAACCCAUCAGUGAAGAAUUACCUCAGUCGUUUUAUGAAAGCUUCCGAUGGCUCGACGAAGAAGACGAUCUGGACUUGCGUCUUUUCCUGGACGAUUACCAUGCCAAUUUGAGGGACGGCCUUCCAUCUCCAAAACAACAACGACCAUCUUUCCGCAGGCAAAUGUCUGUAUCCAAACUUCCAUUCGGCAUACCGUCCACGCCUACCCUCAGCAGCAGACCAGGAAGCCACAAUGCCCUAGCAACUGGGUCAUCAGCGCCUACCUCGGCAAGUAGUGUCGCUAACUCGGCGGACGGACACACACACCGGAAGUCGCGCACUCUGUCGCUCAUCACACCUAAGCACAGCCCACAGGAUUCAAUAUUUGACCCAUCUGCAGCUCACUAUCAAGAUCCUGAGGCUCGAUUGAAGUUACGCGUUUAUCUUGCCUCUCCUCAGAAAUUCGAUGAGGCUAUCGAGUUUGGCUUUCCGUCUACGGACGCGCUUGGCGCAGGGUCUAUGGUCCGUACCGAGUUCAUGGAAAUGCCCCUCGGCCCUGCCCGCAAGAAGAUUCAGUCGACGCCAAAAGAAGAAGAUACCUGGGCCAUGGGUACAUUUUUGGCUGAUGACGACGACGAGCAUGUCUCUCUCAACAGCGAUCAGCCAUCACUUGCGGAUCCCGAGUCGCCCAAAACACCCCAAGCAUUCGAGACCAGAUCCCACCCUCAACGUGCUACUUCGAGUGAUCCAACAUUUCUGAGAGACGGAUAUGGCAUGUUUUCGGAGGGAGCUGGGGGAUAUGCUCAGGUGCCCGCAAACUCCCGCGAAAUGACGCUGCGCAUGACUCUGACACGUCCCGAUUUGCGGGCGCACGAGAACGAGAUCUACGGAUGGCAGCAAGGGAAGCCCUUGUACCGGAAUACCCGCAAGUCGAUGUCUUUGGGCGGAUUUGAAAACAAGAGCAUGUUUUACGGGGAGCCAAUACUCAAUGAAAGCUUAGAAAACCAGGCAAGCAUCACCUCGGAGAAGGGGGUCAUGAAGCGAAUCUGGAAGCGGGUUCGACGGACGUAA
Neurospora hispaniola is the source of this 3325-nucleotide messenger RNA. RefSeq lists its product as uncharacterized. Lineage: Eukaryota; Fungi; Ascomycota; Sordariomycetes; Sordariales; Sordariaceae. The transcript has 5 exons. The record is from RefSeq and is a predicted model, not a curated record. Bases 263 to 3325 code for a protein of 1020 amino acids.